This is a messenger RNA of Musa acuminata subsp. malaccensis (wild Malaysian banana), 1319 nucleotides long. The record is from RefSeq and is a predicted model, not a curated record. Lineage: Eukaryota; Viridiplantae; Streptophyta; Magnoliopsida; Zingiberales; Musaceae.
AAGUUGCGUGGAGUCCGACUGCGCCUCCAUGACUCGCUCAGAAAUAUCAUAAAAAGGAAGGAUGACGGAGUUACCCCAGUCUCGCUCGCAUCAUCUUCCACAUGCCUUCGGUCCCCUACUCAGACUACUGGCCCAUGGCCGGCGCACUUUUCCUCUCCCGAGUGCUCCAAAGGGGUAUGCCUCAAAAGCCUUUAUCGCCGCUUUCGGCUGCCGCUCCGUUGUCCUCUUCCACGGCCGCCCCAGGCGCUAAGGAUUCUUCCACCCCCUAUCUACUCAUUAUAAGUCCGACGUUAGUCGGACGAAGUGAUCCCACUUUGGCACCCACAACCACUACUACCUCCCCAUGAACGACGCCGCCGAGGCUGCCGACUGCGGCGGCCGCGCAAACACCGCCGAGGCCACCGAGGGCGGACCGGGCGGCAAGGCCGUCGGGUAUCCCUACUCCGCGAUGGUGGCUCAACGGGCUCUGUUCGGCUCGCACCGGCGUCGGGUCGGCGGUAGGAAGGUCGGUGCCGGCGACGGCAAGUCGCAUCCCAGUCGGCUCAGCAAGGUGUCGGCAGCGGACGAUGGCAAGUGAGCCGGUGGUGGGCGUGUAGUUGUUAGGCUUAUGGCUAGUUGUCGUCUCUGUAGCGUAUGGACGCAGUGUAGAUUACCUUCUCGCCGCUUAAUGCACGAAAAGAAUAGGAACUAAGGGCGUGGUUGAAUGCUUGAAUCGUUCCACCCUCAUAAUAACCCGUCGCCACCGGGAAUCCGCUCCUCCGCCUUCCUGAAUUCGCUCGCGCUCCGUUAAAACCAAGCAAAAAUUAGAAGCUAUUAGUCCGCGAUUAUAUUAAGUUCCUUUUUCCGCUCUCGCCAUCUCUUCUCUCCCGCGAUGCCCGACUACGACCGGGGCCACAGGAUGGCGGUCUGGGCCCACCGCGCGCCGGCCGGCUCGGAGGCCGUGGCCGCCGCCGCCCGCGGACCGCCGCUGCGGCCCGGGAGGGGGAACGGUAGCCGGAUCGGGACCGGCAGUUCCUCCUCCUCCUCCUCGACGGGGGAGUCGUGGGCCGGCGACCCGGAGACGAGGCGGCGGAGAAGGGUGGCGGGGUACAACGCGUACGCCGCGGAGAGCAAGGUGAGGGCCUCCCUCCGUAACGGGCUCCGCUGGUUCAAGGCCCGCUGCUCCGCCCUCGUCUACGGACGGUGACGCGCCGCACCCUCCCGGAGUUCCAUCAAAGUACGUCACUGGUUUGUAACGUUUGUGAUGAACCAACGUCGUGUCCUUCUUCUAACCACAAACGAAUCAAAACAAACCCAAAAAAAAGGAGACUAAUUAUCGC